Gamsiella multidivaricata is the source of this 1601-nucleotide messenger RNA. RefSeq lists its product as uncharacterized. The coding region runs from base 170 to 1495 and encodes 441 amino acids. Gene Ontology annotation, molecular function: UDP-glucose 4-epimerase activity. The transcript has a single exon. Gene Ontology annotation, cellular component: cytosol. The record is from RefSeq and is a predicted model, not a curated record. Gene Ontology annotation, biological process: beta-D-galactose catabolic process via UDP-galactose, Leloir pathway. NCBI's taxonomy places the organism in Eukaryota, Fungi, Mortierellomycota, Mortierellomycetes, Mortierellales, Mortierellaceae.
UCCAACUUUGCCAUCACUUUCUCAUCCUCAUUCACUACAGUCUUCAUUCCCUCAAUUGCCACCUCUGCAUCCCACGAACAUAACACCACCCUUCUAUUAAUAUAUCCUCGCCAAAUCAAGGCGUUGCUUCACACCUACCCUCCACGCCUUCUCCUUCCACAUCCGGAUAAUGACCGCCUCUCACCACCGCCAAAACGACCAAGAGACUAUCCUCGUCACCGGAGGGGCCGGAUUCAUUGGUUCCCAUACCGUUGUUCAGCUCCUCAGCCUCAGCAAGCGUCUUGUCAUCGUCGAUAAUCUCUGCAACUCUUCAGAAGAAGCCUUGCAUCGGGCGCAAGCCCUUGCUCACAACCCAAAGGGGUCUCUGAUUUUCCACAAGGUCGAUCUGCUCGACGGAGACGCACUGCAGAAGGUCUUUGAUCUCUACACAUUCUCGGCCUGCAUCCAUUUCGCAGGACUCAAGGCAGUAGGCGAAUCCUCCAAGAUUCCUCUCGGAUAUUACCAGACCAACAUCACAGGAACCCUCAAUCUGGUGCAGCUACUGCAGCAGCAUCAGUGCCGAAAUUUAAUCUUUUCGUCCUCGGCCACCGUCUAUGGAUUGACAUCAUCGCCCGAACCCAUCAAGGAGGAUGCGCCGAUCAAGGCAACGAACCCCUACGGACGCACCAAGCAGUACAUCGAAGAGAUUCUCAGGGACACCGCUGCCAGCGAACCAGACAAAUGGAACAUCAUUCUUCUGCGGUACUUCAACCCUGUCGGUGCACAUGAGUCUGGAAGGAUUGGCGAGGAUUCCAACGGACCACCCAACAACCUGAUGCCCUAUGUGGCCCAGGUCGCCAUCGGACGACGCUCCAUCGUUAAUGUCUUUGGAGACGACUACGACACAAAGGACGGCACCGGUGUUCGGGAUUAUAUUCACAUCGAGGACUUGGCGCGGGGACAUGUGGCAGCACUGGGAAAGAUCGAGACCGUCAGGCGAUCCAGCAAGACGCUGGGCUGUGUUCCUUACAAUCUGGGAACCGGGAUCGGACACUCUGUCAUGGAGAUGAUCAACAGCAUGUCUGAAGUGGUGGGCCGUAAGCUGCCUUACAAGAUCGUUGAAAGGAGACCCGGCGAUGUGGCGACGGUCAUUGCAGACCCCUCACUGGCGGCCAAAGAGAUGGACUGGAAGGCAGAAAAGACGCUGAAGGACAUGUGCACAGACCUAUGGAGGUGGCAGAUACAGAACCCAGAGGGAUACGCUGGGUCUCAGACGACACAUGGGCCCAGUUUGGCAUCUCCACUGACACCCUCACCGGUGCUACAUUCUCAUAUUGCUCUGCCAACCAUGGCAAUGGGAGCCAAGGCGAUGUCAGCAUCGAUUUCACCAGGAAAGAAGGCAGCGCUCGAUAGGAGGUCGACGCCAUCGCCUCCUCCAUUUACGAUGGCGAACUCGCCAGUCAAUUCGCCUCAGCCUGCUAGGACUGCAAAGAAGGCACACCAGAACGCCUUCUAAGGAGGACCAACAUUAUCCUCACUAUCGUUGUCAUCAUCAUUCGUCGUUUUGUUUGUUAGUCUAUUCGUUAGUCUUGUCUUUCAUGUAUUAUGCUCAUCAUUAAAAC